Molecule: messenger RNA, 1219 nt
Organism: Nelumbo nucifera (sacred lotus)
Lineage: Eukaryota; Viridiplantae; Streptophyta; Magnoliopsida; Proteales; Nelumbonaceae
Product: basic endochitinase-like
Biological process (GO): defense response to fungus; cell wall macromolecule catabolic process; carbohydrate metabolic process
Molecular function (GO): chitin binding; chitinase activity
Source: RefSeq, a predicted model, not a curated record
GCAGCUCAAGUAUGUACACCAUGAGCAAGUGUUUGAUCAUAGUGGUUCUCUUGUGUUUGGCCUGCUCCCUCUUGGGAGUUUUGGCAGAACAAUGUGGAUGGCAGGCUGGGGGAGCUCUUUGCCCCGGCGGGCUUUGCUGUAGCCAAUAUGGCUGGUGCGGCAACACCGAUACUUACUGUGGGGAGGGUUGUCAAAGCCAAUGCAGAAGCGGUGGCGACAUCACCUCUCUCAUCACUAGGUCUCUGUUCGAUGAAAUCCUCAAGCAUCGAAACGGUGGAGGUUGCCCAGGAGGAUUCUAUACCUACGACGCUUUCAUAGCCGCUGCGCGAUCCUUUACCGGCUUCGCGACAACAGGUGACACCACCACUCGCAAAAGGGAGAUAGCAGCUUUCUUGGCUCAGACCUCUCAUGAAACCACAGGAGGAUGGGCAACUGCACCAGAUGGCCCUUAUGCUUGGGGCUACUGCUUCGUACAAGAACAAGGCAAUCCCGGGGAUUACUGUAGCCCUACUCCACAGUGGCCAUGUGCUCCCGGCAGGAAAUAUUACGGCCGAGGACCCAUUCAAAUCUCAUACAACUACAAUUACGGGCCAGCAGGAAGAGCCAUAGGAGUGGACCUCCUGAACAACCCUGAUCUGGUGGCCACUGAUCCGACCAUUUCAUUCAAAACAGCCAUCUGGUUCUGGAUGACCCCUCAAUCCCCCAAACCAUCAUGCCACGAUGUGAUAACCGGACAAUGGASGCCAAGCGCUGCCGAUUYGGCUGCCGGACGAGCCCCGGGCUAUGGCGUCAUUACCAACAUCAUCAACGGAGGAAUUGAAUGCGGCAAAGGUUACAUCCCACAAGUUGCUGACCGCAUUGGCUUCUACAAGAGGUACUGCGACAUUUUAGGGGUGAGCUACGGUGAUAACCUUGACUGCUAUAACCAGAGGUCUUUCGGUCUGUCUGCUGAUCAUCUUCUGGCUACAGCCUAAUUAACUCUAUACAUGGUUUGAGCUUCUCUAUGUAAUAAGCAUAGCCCAUGCUUUAUUUUCCUCAAUAAAUAAUUAAAUAAAAAUAAAAUGCUGAUGAACAGUCAUCGUCAUCAUCAUUUAUCACCAAGUAUAUGGUUGCUACAGCCAACUAUAUAUAUGAAGUCGGCCACUUGAAUUCUGUUCUGUUUAGUUUUAUUUGUCUGACCGCUUAACUUGCAAUCAAUUAUGAAAUCCAAGUUUUACAA